AUCAGAUUCAACAAGGAAAACCCAGAGAGAGGGAGAGAGAGAUAGAGAGACAAGAUGUCAGUGCUUAUAGUGACGAGUUUGGGAGAUAUAGUUGUGGAUUUGUACACUGACAGGUGCCCUCUUACUGCUAAGAAUUUCCUCAAGCUCUGCAAGAUAAAGUAUUACAAUGGGUGUCUCUUUCACACUGUCCAGAAGGACUUUACCGCACAGACUGGUGACCCAACUGGAACGGGUUCUGGUGGCGAUUCAAUAUACAAGUUUUUGUAUGGUGAUCAGGCUCGCUUUUUCGGUGAUGAGAUUCAUCUCGAUUUAAAGCAUGCUAAAACAGGCACAAUUGCCAUGGCUAGUGCUGGAGAGAAUCUGAAUGCAUCUCAGUUCUAUCUUACAUUGCGUGAUGAUCUAGACUAUCUUGAUGGGAAGCAUACAGUUUUUGGGGAGAUAGCAGAGGGGUUGGAGACAUUGACAAGGAUCAAUGAGGCUUAUGUGGAUGGGAGCAACAGACCCUAUAAAAAUAUUAGAAUUAAGCAUACCUACAUAUUGGAUGAUCCUUUUGAUGAUCCUCCACAACUAUCUGAGUUAAUUCCUGGAGCUUCCCCAGAAGGAAAACCAAAGGAUGAGGUUGAUGAUAAUGUGCGUCUUGAAGACGACUGGGUGCCUAUGGAUGAACAAUUGGCUCCUGGAGAGCUUGAGGAGCGUCUUCGUGCCAAAGAUGCGCAUUCCAGUGCAGUUGUACUUGAGACUAUAGGGGAUAUUCCUGAUGUUGAGAUAAAGCCGCCAGACAAUGUGCUUUUUGUUUGUAAGCUGAAUCCAGUCACAGAAGAUGAGGACUUGUUCACAAUUUUCUCACGCUUUGGAACUGUGCAAGCGGCUGAUAUAAUACGUGAUUAUAAGACUGGAGACAGUUUAUGCUAUGCGUUCAUAGAGUUUGAAACAAAGGAGGCAUGUGAGCAAGCUUAUUUCAAGAUGGAUAAUGCUUUGAUUGAUGACCGAAGAAUUCAUGUUGAUUUUAGUCAGAGCGUUGCAAGGUUGUGGUCCCAAUACAGGCGCAAAGAAGCUGGCAAAGGGAAAGGUUGCUUCAAAUGUGGUUCACUUGAUCACAUUGCCAAGGAGUGCACUGGUGAUUCUGCCAAUAAACAGCAACCUAAUAAGUACAUAUUAAAGAAUGAUAACGCACAGCGUGGUGGAGGCAACAACUCUAGUUACAAGAUGGUGUUUGAUGGAGACACUCCAGAAAGUCCAAGACAAAGAAAAAAACAUCAAGGCAGUGAUCCAAAAGACCAAGCUAAGAACCAAAAGAAUAGGCAGAGUUCUGAGGACCAAAGACGAAAUCAAGAAAAUAAGCACUCUAGUGAUAGGGACCGGCACAGUGUCAGAGGUAGAGGAUACAAAGAGGAAUCAAGUCGAGACAGUAGAUCAAGUCGAUAUGGUGGAAGAAGUCAUCGGGAGUAUCAUGAAGGGGGAAGGGAAACUGAAAAAUCGGUGAGACAAAGAGACACAGAUGAUAAAGUGGACCAACGGGGGAGUGGCAAGAGAUUUACAGAUGAUGACACCUAUCCAGAGAGAAGACGUGGUGGAGAUUACAGGAAGAGGAGUGCAGAUAGUGAUGGAGAGAAUCACAAGGAGAGACGAAGAGACAGAGAUGAUGAUGAAUUCUACAAAAAGAGACGUGGGGAGCGUGAUAGGAAGAAAUCUGUUGAUGUAGACAGACGAGACAAGAGAGAUGAGCCAAUUCAUAAGAAGAGUAGCGCGGGGAAGAAAGAUAGAGAACAUAGGUGAAAGACGCGAAAUUCUCUUGAAGGAGAUGAAGAGUGUGAUUGUAUAAUUUUGACCCCAGAACUUUUACCAGAAUUUUGUUUUCUGUGACUUGCUCUCUGUAAUGAAUUGAAUCAAUAUUGUAUCGAUGUCCAUUUUGACUGGUGACCCCAGAGGAUGAAAUAAUAAAACCGAUUUACAA
This is a messenger RNA of Argentina anserina (silverweed cinquefoil), 1954 nucleotides long. Its product is annotated as peptidyl-prolyl cis-trans isomerase CYP59-like. Lineage: Eukaryota; Viridiplantae; Streptophyta; Magnoliopsida; Rosales; Rosaceae. The coding region runs from base 55 to 1776 and encodes 573 amino acids. Gene Ontology annotation, molecular function: peptidyl-prolyl cis-trans isomerase activity; zinc ion binding; RNA binding. The record is from RefSeq and is a predicted model, not a curated record. Gene Ontology annotation, biological process: protein peptidyl-prolyl isomerization. Gene Ontology annotation, cellular component: nucleus. The transcript has 15 exons.